GCCACCCUCUCUGAUCUUCGGAAAAAUGCUGAACCCCUUGACCAUGCUAUUCCUUUUGAAAAUCCUCUUCUCUUCUACCAAAUUACAAACAGCUCAGUGGGACUACAAUCGAAAGGAUGCCGGACAAGACUUCAGAGAUUUGCCUCGACCUACUCUGUCCUCUAAAACUAAUGAGGUCAUAAAGGGCCAGACGGCAUCUCUAUCUUGUGUCGCCCAGACGAAAUCGUUUUCUGUCAAGUACACAUUAUUCAGAGGAAAUAAAUGCAUAAAAGAGUCUGGUCCUGAGAUGGGAAAAGAACAACAAGAGUUUAAGUUAACUAUUUCAAACACCAGUGAGUUGGGUACAUAUAAAUGCAAGAUUCAAUUGCAAGGUUCCAGUGAUAAGAAAUAUAGCAACGACUUCAACUUCACCUUUGUAUAUCCCGUCUCUACACCAGAACUGGAACUCAAACCUUUUAGUACAGAAAUAGGCCAACAUGUGGAACUGCAUUGUUUCUCACUUAAUGGAUCACUGCCUAUCAACUACACAUUCUUCAAGGGAAAUUCUAGUGUGUCCCCAACAAUUUCCAAGACUGUGAGGGAGCCCGCUGUAUUUAACUUAACAAACUACGAUAACCGGGAUUUACAUGGAUACAAAUGCAAGGCUGAAAACAGGUUUCCCAAUUAUACGGGAUACAGCCACAGUGCCAGCAUCCCAUUAAGAGGUGAGAGUUGUGCUAUUUGUCAGUUGCUAGUGCCUCUUGGGAUUCUACUGGGGACAAUAGCAGCAAUUCUAAUAGUUCUAUUUUGGAUCCUUCCCAAGUACAAAAUAAGAAAUACCAAGACAAACCAGGGUCCAGAGAAUGGCAGGAAUGAAAUCAAGAAGGGAGCAAUAUAUGAGAACAUCAGCAGAAACCAAAGAGGACUGAACAGCAUUCAGGAGGUGGAGUACACCAGCAUCUUGAUCAAGGAAGUGAUCCCAGGACAAGGAGAUAAGAAGCCUGAGGCUGGAAAUUCAGAUGACAUGAGAAAAAGUGCCAGAAGUGAAAAUGACACAAGAGUGAUAUAUACUGAGAUCCUCAGAUGAAAUCUGAAAGAAUAAAACAACUUCUCAAGACGAAUUUUAGAUGCUGUUUCAACAUGGAGAAAUCUUUACAGGAAAUCAAUUAUUUUGUAAUGAAAACCUACUGCAUGCAGAGCAGAGUUCUUGGGAGAGCACAACAAAAGAAUACGAUGUGGUCCCUGCCCUCAAGGAAUUCCCUUAAUUAGGUUUUACGUUUCUCUCCUCCCAUUUCUAAAAGACAAACCACAAAUGAAAACACAGAAUAAAGCUUAAAAAUGGAUGGCUCAAAACUUUGAAAUACAAGGUACCUGGAAAA
Tachyglossus aculeatus (Australian echidna) is the source of this 1358-nucleotide messenger RNA. It is a transcript of the gene MILR1, whose product is annotated as mast cell immunoglobulin like receptor 1. Gene Ontology annotation, biological process: cell surface receptor signaling pathway. The transcript has 9 exons. NCBI's taxonomy places the organism in Eukaryota, Metazoa, Chordata, Mammalia, Monotremata, Tachyglossidae. The record is from RefSeq and is a predicted model, not a curated record. Gene Ontology annotation, molecular function: transmembrane signaling receptor activity. Bases 26 to 1066 code for a protein of 346 amino acids.